GACUGCUCCGUGGGUAUCUCUUAAGAUCUGGCCAUCCUGAAUCAUGAAGAUCCAGCUGCUUGUCUCUACAGGGAUCUUAUUGGUUGCUCUCCAGCCCUGCCAUGAGUGCAGAACCCUCAGCAAGGGAGCCCCGGCCGCUCCCGCCGCCAGUAGCGCUCUGCAGCAGCAGGAUUUCCAAGAACAACCCCAAUCGCUCCCCGUAUUGCUCCGCAUGGGAGAAGAAUAUUUCCUGCGCUUGGGCAGCCUUCGGAAGAACCCCGCUGCUGCUCCCGCCGGCGGAUCCGGAUCCUUCUCCUCCACUGCCAGCACGAGCACCAGCAGCAGCCACCUAGCCGCGUCCGCAUCCGCGUCCGCGGGCAACUUUUUCCGAGCCGUCGUCCAACAGCUGCAGCAGCUGCAGCACUUCCAAGAACGCUCGUUAGAGGGCGCCCCCGACUCCUGGGACGGCGAAGACGACGGCGCCUACCUACAGGCCACGGAGAAGGAGAAACGAUCCGAGGAGCCGCCGAUCUCCUUGGAUCUGACUUUCCACCUCCUCCGAGAAGUCUUGGAGAUGGCCCGCGCGGAGCAGUUGGCGCAGCAGGCUCAUAGCAACAGGAAACUGAUGGAAAUCAUCGGGAAGUGA
This is a messenger RNA of Pseudonaja textilis, 625 nucleotides long. It is a transcript of the gene CRH, whose product is annotated as corticotropin releasing hormone. Gene Ontology annotation, biological process: positive regulation of cortisol secretion; negative regulation of glucagon secretion; negative regulation of epinephrine secretion. The record is from RefSeq and is a predicted model, not a curated record. NCBI's taxonomy places the organism in Eukaryota, Metazoa, Chordata, Lepidosauria, Squamata, Elapidae. Gene Ontology annotation, molecular function: corticotropin-releasing hormone activity. Gene Ontology annotation, cellular component: extracellular region.